This is a messenger RNA of Cercospora beticola, 785 nucleotides long. RefSeq lists its product as uncharacterized. The record is from RefSeq and is a predicted model, not a curated record. NCBI's taxonomy places the organism in Eukaryota, Fungi, Ascomycota, Dothideomycetes, Mycosphaerellales, Mycosphaerellaceae.
AUGCAGAUUCCCCUUAGCCCUGCCACGGCAGUGGCCAUUAUGCUAGCCGCUUUCGCACCCGGCACACAAGCCGCCGUCAAACACGACAUGGCAAUCAUCGCAUACAGAGGUGCCUCCUUAGGCGACUGCGAGUACUCCCUUCUACACGAGAACUCGCUCGGCGGAAACCAAGUCACAGCAAGCAAAUUCCGAGGUCGUCGAGCGAUUUGCACCAACGACGCAGCGAACGGCUGCGACGCUUCUCUCAUCGGGUGGAAAGCAACACAGUGUGUUGAGCGCAUAGAUGUCUAUUACAACGACGGACAAGCACCAGACACGGCUCAAGUCUUCGUCAACAGCCAUGGGCUCUGCCAGUACCGGGCUUAUAGCGACAACGCUGGGGGCCAGGUAAAUCGCUUUGAUGCUUGCUUUUGUUCGGACGUUGGCAUCCAUGAUAAUUGUUAGCGAUUGAGCUGGUGCGAAGGAUGGGCAGUCCGAUGAAGGCGAGAAUAACAGACUGCUAAGCCCGGGAUCCCUUUGAUGUUCAUAGUUUUGAGAGGGACGUCGUCGCAUAGUGGGCAAAAGCACACAACUCCUUGGAAGUUGGUCGGAGCAGUCCGCCGUUCUAAAGCUUGAGAAGAUAUUCGUUCCAUCACAACUUUGAGCAUGCAAGGCCUCAAGUCGCGCUACCUGGUAACAACGUAUCGUACUUCUUCUGUGCGCAAGGCGCGUGGUACAACCAGACUGUCUGGACAACUAGACGCAACUGCCAUAGCAUUUGUCAACGCCGUUUCGAUAGUUGGUUC